Talaromyces rugulosus is the source of this 765-nucleotide messenger RNA. RefSeq lists its product as uncharacterized. The coding region runs from base 1 to 765 and encodes 254 amino acids. NCBI's taxonomy places the organism in Eukaryota, Fungi, Ascomycota, Eurotiomycetes, Eurotiales, Trichocomaceae. The transcript has a single exon. The record is from RefSeq and is a predicted model, not a curated record.
AUGCUCAUCACAACUAUCUUUUUACACCCGGGAUUAAGAUCUCUACAACUCCGUCUUGGAACUAACGGCACACCUAAGCCAUAUUUUCACCCAGUAUUACAGUUCCAGUCACCCAUCAGCUUAUAUAGUAUGAGACUUGUUCAAAUCGAUAAUGAAUCUGUUCUUGAAUCUUUAUCCACGGCUAUUUUACAUACAAGAUCCCUUCGUGAGUUAACCAUAUGGGCAGAUGCAGAUAGCAAUUUGGCUCUUGAUAUCUUAUUUAGAGGCUGGGAAGAUCACGCCACGCUUGAGCUGAACAUCCUUGAGCUUAGAGGCUUUACCAGUUUAGGGCAGUUUCCUAAUUUUCUUUGGGAGAAGAUACCCCCGACAAAACUACGCGAGUUGAUUCUCGAGGUUGGAUCUCAUUUUGACGUGACUGAAUGCCUCGGAUUCUGGAAGGCUGCCACUAAGGCUGGCCUGCGACCCACAGUUCUAUCGACAAAUCUUGGGGCAGGAGGUCUGAAAGAAUUCGUUGAUACUUUCAGUGGCUUGGAAGUAUUCAACAUCCUUCCAUCCGCCUCAUCUCGUCCCCUGGAACCCCUCGCCCCUCUCAUCAAAUGUUUACAAGGCCAACAUUCAGCAACUAUAAAGGUGUUUGCAAUCAGAUCUCAGAAUUCUAUAGAGAACUACACUCUUGGUCCGGAUCAAGUCACUCAACUAGUUAGAGGGUUUCCUGAAGUCAAGGAAUUUCAAUUUGAAGUUGCGAACGUUAGCGAAGUAAGAUAA